AUGCCCCUCCCUACGCACACACCUCCGGCAUCGCCUCUUUGUGCCACUGCAGCGCUCUGUCGCGCCACGCCACAGCCCCAUGCUGCACGGACCGACGAUGGCCUGCAACAGCGCCCAUACAAGCCAGAUUCAUGCCUCCCGUGCAUCCGGUACCGACACCGCGUCCACUCACGCCCGCGCUGCCAACGAGCCCUGGACCUCCACGCCGAGGCGCCUCCAAUCACACUGCCCGGAGCUCGGUCCUCUGUGCCCACGGCCACACGCUCCCACCUCCAAGCUACCCAGGGGAGGCCGCAGCCGAGCAGAUCCUGCCGACGGGCUUUGCCGUGGGCCCCCUCACUUUUCCCCCUUCCCCCACGGAGCCCCUCCCUAUGGUGGCUGCCUACCUCGCCUCACCCUCGCACCGACCACCCCGAUGAGCCGUCGGUCCCCAUCGGUCGCCUCGUUGCCGCCGGUCGCCUCAUCUUCACUGUGUCGUCCUCCUCUCCAUCAUCCUCACCGGAUCGCUUCCCCGUCGGCUUCCUCACACCUCCCCGACCCGAUCCCCUGCAUGCCGACCCCGAGACUAACGCUGCUGCCGGAUACGACUACCCACCUGAUGACCAACCCUUUGUCGCAGAGCAACAAGAUGAUGGAGCCCAGAAGAUGGCAUAUCCCGCCGACGACGACUGCUACCCCGACGGUGCCUAUUACUACGUGAAGGACGCUGACGACCUGGAGUAGUUCAGAAGGUUCCAAGGUAGGAGGCAUCGCCUCGUUUGAUCUUUGUAUCUUUUAUGCUAGCCUUCUCUAAGGCAUUGCCAUGGUUUACGUCUGUACUCAUAUAUUUGUUGCUUCUGCUGACUCGUGUGUUUCUCGAGCUUUUGUAUUCUAGCCUUUGAGACCCCUGGCUUGUAAUAUGAAGCUUGUAUAUCUUUCCGUGAGUCUUUAAGUUUGGUCGUAUGCAUUUGCGUGUAUGAUUAGCGUACGGUCAAAUCGAGGGUGCCAUAAUAAGAAAUGGUGAAAAGUGCAUCA
Molecule: messenger RNA, 1014 nt
Organism: Hordeum vulgare subsp. vulgare (domesticated barley)
Lineage: Eukaryota; Viridiplantae; Streptophyta; Magnoliopsida; Poales; Poaceae
Exons: 4
Coding region: 1-723 (240 amino acids)
Source: RefSeq, a predicted model, not a curated record